Messenger RNA from Rotaria socialis, 726 nucleotides. The record is from the annotation of a GenBank genome assembly. Lineage: Eukaryota; Metazoa; Rotifera; Eurotatoria; Philodinida; Philodinidae.
AUGACUGCUAGGACCAAUGCUUUCACACAUGUCAUUUUCAAAAAUGGAGUUAACAAUGAAUUAAUGAUUGCAACACUUGAUAAAUGUAAUAUUCAAGAUGGUGAUGUGUCGUAUACAUGUGGUGGCAAAGUUAUAUCUGGAGAGUUACUGGCUGUCGGACCGAAAACUCUAUGUGAUAAGUUAAUGAAACAAAUGAACGGUUAUUCGACAGAUUAUUUGUAUUCAUCAUUGCCUGAAGAAAAAGAUCAAGAUGAUUCUGAUCAGGAUGAUUAUGAAGAUGAUUGUUUACUCAGUUUUUCUCUUUCAUUAUAUGCAGUUACAAAUCCAGUAUCAGCACCAUUACCAUCAUCAAACAUUGCACGUCAACACAAUGAAAUGACCAAUAACAACGAGGUUACUUCUGCAAUUGAAACUGUUGAAAAUUUUGGGUCAUCGUCUAGCCAUCGUAGUACAAUAGAAUUUGUAACAUCAACAGAUUUAAAUGUUCAUGUUUCUAAUCGAUCCAAUGAAACUUCUAUCGAUUUUCCAUCGAAUUCAAUGAUUUCACCGGUACCAGCGGCUCCUGGUAUUGCACAAAUAAAUAAAUCAAAUAAAAAUAUCUCUACAAAUCAGAAGACUCAUCGAAAACAAGCACCGGUACCAUUAUUAUCAUCGUCGUCAUCGAAUAAUAUUUCUCCAAGUAUCUGCUCAUCAAUAUUUAUAUAUCUCUUAGCAUUUGGAAAAUAA